Molecule: messenger RNA, 459 nt
Organism: Schistocerca serialis cubense
Lineage: Eukaryota; Metazoa; Arthropoda; Insecta; Orthoptera; Acrididae
Product: UDP-glucuronosyltransferase 2C1-like
Exons: 3
Coding region: 11-352 (113 amino acids)
Molecular function (GO): UDP-glycosyltransferase activity
Source: RefSeq, a predicted model, not a curated record
GGGAACCGCUAUGGUCGCAGGUUCGAAUCCUGCUACGGGCACGGAUGUGUGUGAUGUCCUUAGGUACCGGCAGCGGGCAGCGGAACUGUCACGGUUGUUCCGCGACCAGCCACAGCCGCCACUGGAGCGCGCUGUCUACUGGACGGAGUACGUGCUGAGGCACGGCGGCGCACCGCACAUGCGCAGCGCGGCGCUCGACCUCAGCUGGUGGCAGCUGCUGCUGCUCGACGUCGCGGCCUUCGUCGUCGUCUGCGCACUGGCGCCAGUCUUCCUCUGCCUCUUUGUGGUCCGCAGGUGUCGCCGCCCGCGCGCCACACGUGCAGCCUAUGCUGAGUCGAAGAAAAAGCAGUGAUGACACCGGCGCUUCGAGGCCCAAGAUACCUUCUUGAGUUCAGUGGGGUCGAUCACUCGCACGCCAUAUAAUCUGACUUCUCCCCACUGCAGUUAUGUCAAUACAAU